UAUUUUUAAAUAGUUAUUUUUUUAUUGUUUCUUAUUGCUUUUUGUGAUUCAUUGAUUUUAUUGUUAAUAAAUCAGAUAAAACUCUAUCAAGAUGUCGAGGAAAUCAGUAACAAGGAAAUCUGUAGCGAGGAAAUCUGUAGCAAGGAAAUCCACUACUGGUGGGAAAAGGCAAUCAAUGGCGAGGCGGUCCUCUACAAAACAAGGGGGUGGAGGCUCAAAGAAAUCUGGGUUGCGGAGUACAUCAAUAAAAAAACUGCCUCAUCAGUUUGAAGAAGCAGAUCUCACUAUUCCUGAACUUGGACCAUUUUUUGUAUUACUCAAAUGCAAAGAACCACCAUUGAUUAUCCGAGCAAUUGACACAAUUUAUGAUUACAUAAAAAGAGUUCCUGAAGUUGUUCCUUACGUGUUGUCCAAAAACACUAUUGCAAUAUCAAAAGUAUACGCCCAAGGACAGUUGCAGUACAUACCAUUGAGGGCAUUAAAGUUAAUCGCUGAACUAUCCCAAAAUCCUGACAGUCACGAAGAUAUAAAGACUGAUGAUAUUUUCUUAAGAUUUCUUGUUAAAUCAUAUGGCGAGAAUGGUGAUGCAAAAUGGAAAGAAGCUUCAUCGAAGAUUUUAACUGAGAUAACACAAGAUCUUGAGUUUUGCAGAACUUUUGUUGAUGAGUAUUGUGAUAUGAGUCAGUUAAUAAAAAUGCUUAAGCAUCUGGACCCUGAUGUUGUUUACAACUCUUUAGUCGUAGGUCUUCAAUAUAUUUUUUACUGCUAUACUUAUCUAAUUUGCAUCUAUUUUCAGUUAGUAAAAAAUUUCUUCCGAGAUAAAUCACUAGCAGAGAAGUUUGUAAAUUGUCCAGAGUUUAUGUUUGAUAAGUUCUUUCCAUUGUUUGAAUCUCAAUACAUAGAAAUCCAGAAACUUUCAUUGCAAUUAGUUCAUUGGUUGGUUUACCAACCAGAAACUGAAGAUUUGAAAAAAUUGUUCAUAGAUGAAGGAGGGAUAGAUAAAAUUUACAACAUUCUUCUCAACAAAUAUGCUUGGAGGGACAUUCAUCCACUUGUUAUUGACAUUCUUCAGGCUUCGUACAAUAAUGAAGAAAGAGUAGCAUCACUCAAAGAAGAUGGGAUUAAAAAACUAGUAGGUUAUCUUGAGUUCAUCGAGGAUGAUGAGUUAGUAGCCAAGGCGAUGAAUGUUAUUGUCCAAUGGUCAGCAAGAAUUUAUGGGAAAUGGAUGCUUUUAAGACUCGGAAUGCUGCCAAAAUGUUGCAGUUAUUUGUUGGAUGGAACAAUUCCAAUGAAACUUGUGGCAUGCCAGUUCAUCAAUGAAGUUGCUCUCGAGCGUGAGAAACUUCGUAAGCUUGUACAACACGUCAACAUACCUGCCUUGGCAGGUUUGAUCAUAGAUGUGAGCAAUCCGAAUGAACUGGUUUUAAUGGCCCAUACCUUGUUUAACAACUUGAUCAAAUUCAGCAGAUUUGAAAUAGCGGUGCAUUGUACUAAGUCCCCUUUAAAGGAUGAUCUGGUUUCAUGGAUGAAAGAGAAUUAUCACAAAAUGUCGCCUGAUAAUAAGAGGCUUAUAUUAAACACUAUUAGUAUUUUGGCGCAGAACAACGUAGUCAGAGCUCAUUUUAUUGAUUUCGCUUUAAUUGAUUUCUUGUGUAAAGCAUUACAGGAUCCAAAUGAAAAUUUGUACGAUGUUACAAUAGUUGCUGGAGAAGCAUUAGAGUACUUAAUCAAAACUGAACCGAAUGCUUGUCAAUAUUUGUUUCUCAAUGAAGGAUUGCAGACCAUGAAGCAUGUCUUGUGGACCACAAAAAAUCAAACAUUAAGGGAAAAAUUGUGCCACUGUAUGAUGGAAGCCAUAUCACAUGAUGAAUAUUUGAAAUUACAACUUUUGAAAAAUGACCAUCUCAACUGGUUAGUAAAACACAAGGCAAUAUGGUACGAGUCGCCAUCGAUGAAAACGACAGUCGAAGAAUUUUACAAGUAUUACCUGCCAGCCAAAAUUGCCUUCACCUCAAGGCUGGGUUUUGAAGACAAAAUCAAAGAUGGAUUCUACGUGUUCAAAGAAAACCGACCUCCAAACACUUUGCCACUUCCUUUCACCAUGGAAGAUAUCGAAGACUUGAGCGUGUAUAUAGUGGGCUUUGAAAAGAAUCGAGUACUGCAAGAAAUUCAUUAUGAACAAGAAAUGGAAAUUAGAAAAAAACAGAUACAAAAUGAGGAAUGUAUCAAUCUUCUUAAAGAAUUUCCAGAAAAAUCCAGCUGUCACCCAUUGGGUUAUAGUCUAAUGAAAGACAAGAAUUAUAUUAAUAAGACAAAUGAGUUGACGAUUUGCUGGGAAAGAGAUGAAGAUCUUAAUAGUUAUCUUACCUGCCUUAACACUAAAAUUUAUGAGCUUGAUCAAAAAGAAUUAGUACAGUUGAAGGAGGUGUUAAAUGCACCAAAUUUGUCAAUGCUGCAGAAGACAUUAGAACCAUUUCCAACAUUGAAAGUAGGCGAACCAAUGAGAAGAUACACACUUUCUACAGUAAGAAAUGCACUUGCUCGUGCUAUGGCAAAACUACCAAAAAGAUUAGAUCUACUGUCCACAAUGCCUGUAAAAGUAACUGAGGGUCAAGGCAAUAGAAAGAGGACUAAACUGAUUAUCGAGCCUCCUCUACCAUUCACACCUCCGCCAGAGGAAGAAAAGAUAAAAAUACCCCCGAUACUGCCUAAGCCAUUCGGCGCAAGCUGGGCAAUGAAAAGAGCUCAAAUAAUAGCUGAAAUCGUCUUUAAUGAAAUGUCAGGCCCUGAAAACAAUGAUCCAUGCACAUACCACACUUUCAACUUGUACUUGGCAGAGCUAAAGAAUAAACUGAAUUCUAAUGUUAUACCACUUGGCAUGCUCAAGGUCGGAAUGAAAUUAGAAAGGGCUCUACUUUUUAAAGUUCUAGCUGAUAAAAUAGAGGUCCCUUGCACAUUGGUGGGUGGAAACAAGGGCCAGUGGUGGAAUGAACUCUGCAUCAUGGAACUCAAUGAAGAUUGCAAAGGAAUUGCUGACAUGCCUAAAUCUUUGAUGUAUCCUACACAUGUGAUCGAUUUAUGGAUGAGACCUGGCAACCUAAUGGCCAUAGGAAGCAAGGAGGCUAACUUGUACUGUGGCUCACUUGGCAAUCCUCAAACGUAUACCAGAGAAGACUGGAUGACCACUUAAAAGCUAAAGCAAAUAGAUGCUUAUAAGUAUACAAUAAUCACAACUGUGUCAUAUUAGUGAUUCUGUCCUGUAUUGAUUAAAAGUAAUUUCUCUUGAUAUA
Messenger RNA from Cimex lectularius (bed bug), 3290 nucleotides. RefSeq lists its product as uncharacterized. NCBI's taxonomy places the organism in Eukaryota, Metazoa, Arthropoda, Insecta, Hemiptera, Cimicidae. The record is from RefSeq and is a predicted model, not a curated record. The coding region runs from base 92 to 3190 and encodes 1032 amino acids. The transcript is spliced from 16 exons.